Messenger RNA from Aedes albopictus (Asian tiger mosquito), 2835 nucleotides. RefSeq lists its product as uncharacterized. The transcript has a single exon. The coding region runs from base 1 to 2835 and encodes 944 amino acids. Lineage: Eukaryota; Metazoa; Arthropoda; Insecta; Diptera; Culicidae. Gene Ontology annotation, molecular function: nucleic acid binding. Gene Ontology annotation, biological process: DNA integration. The record is from RefSeq and is a predicted model, not a curated record.
AUGUGUCGCAUGAUAGCUGUUUCUGGUCCUGAUCGAAAGCUGCAGAGGAUCGUGUGGAAGGGCAACACCGACCAAGAAAUUCGAACGUUCGAGUUGGCGACAGUGACGUAUGGAACAGCGUCCGCACCAUAUCUCGCUACUAGGUGUCUGGUGCAAUUAGCAGUAGAGGAAAAGGAAUCCCAUCCCAUGGCAGCAGCCGUUCUGAAGGAAGACUUCUACGUCGAUGACAUGCUGUCAGGAGUCGACGAGAUAGAUGAAGGAAAGCAGUUUGUCGAAGAAAUGGUGGAUUUGAUGCAGUCUGGUGGUUUUACGUUAAGGAAGUGGAAUUCCAACAGCGAGGAAAUAUUACGCCACGUUCCGGAGCAUCUUCGCGAUGAUCGAACAAUUCUCACGCUUGAUUCAAGCGAUUCCACUGUGAAAACGCUAGGGCUACAGUGGGAACCACGAACAGAUGCUUACCGCUUCAGCACUCCGAAGUGGAACGAGUCAGAUGCUGUAACUAAGCGCACAGUUUUGUCGGAUAUCUCCCGUUUGUUCGAUCCGUUGGGAUUGAUCGGUCCAGUCAUCGUUCAAGCAAAGCUGUUCGUACAGGAGCUCUGGGAGCGUGAAUGCAGCUGGGACACUCCAUUAAGCGAAGAGUUGAAGGAAAGAUGGCUAGAGUACCGCAGAAACAUGAUCGGCUUGGACGGAAUCACGGUUCCACGUUGGAUUGGAGUCACAAAGUCACUGGAAUCCAUCGAACUACAUGGGUUCUGUGAUGCUUCACGAAAGGCAUACGGCGCGUGCAUUUAUAUCCGAACCGUUACAAAUGAUGGUACCAUAGACGUACGGUUGCUUACAGCGAAGUCUCGAGUUGCUCCUCUAGAGAAUCUCAAGAAGAAGAAGGAGUCACUCUCCACUCCACGACUCGAGCUUUCCUCGGCACUGUUACUCGCACAUCUCUACGAGAAGGUUAUCGACAGCAUCCACAUGACCGUGGAAUCGCAUUUCUGGACAGAUUCGACAAUUGUGAAAUACUGGCUAGCGUCAGUUCCCUCCAGAUGGAAAGAAUUCGUCAGCAACCGUGUAUCGGAGAUCCAGCACGUCACCAAGGCCGGGACCUGGAAUCACGUUCCCGGAACAGAGAACCCAGCAGACAUCAUUUCUCGGGGCAUGGCACCCCCACAGCUACAGUACGAGUCCCUCUGGUGGCAUGGACCUCACUGGCUACUCCAAGACCGAGCAAACUGGCCAAAUUCUGAACCGGACGCAAGUCAACUUCAGCCGUCGAUUCUGGAGGAAAAGGGAACUGUUUCUGCACUGUUGCCCAGCGCGGAGCCUAGCGAAAUCUUCAGUCGUCGGUCAUCACUAACAGAUCUUGUGACGCUGGUAGCCUUCCUGCAACGGUUCUGCUUCAACGCGAGAGCCACAAAUCGGGAGCGUCGCAAGCAAGGUCAUCUUACUCUCGCCGAACGUGACGCAGCGCUUCGUUUGCUAGUUUGCCUCGCCCAGAAAGAAUCCUUUCCGCAAGAAUACGCCGAAUUGUCACGUGGUCGAACGAUUCAAGAUUCCUCCCGUAUCGCUUCACUGAAUCCCGAGAUGGUAGAUGGCAUUAUUUGCGUCGGCGGCCGGUUGCGGAACGCCAAGGUUCCUGCAGGCCGGAAACACCCAUAUGUCAUUGAUCAUCGUCAUCCGUUCACCACGAUUGUCAUGACUGAAUACCAUCAGAAUUUGUUCCAUGCAGGACAGCAGCUAUUGGUCUCGUCCGUUCGCGGAAAAUACUGGCCGACAAAUGUUCGCAAUGUAGCUCGAAAGGUUAUUCACGACUGUGUUCGCUGCUUCCGUGUCAAGCCAAAGGUCCACGAGCAACUGAUGGCUGAUCUUCCGUCAGAGAGGGUUACACCUUGUAGUCCCUUCCAACGCGUUGGCAUCGAUCUGUGUGGACCGUUCCAAGUUAAAUACCCUCAGCGUUCUGCCCGUCCCGUGAAGUGCUUUGUCGUCGUCUUCGUCUGCCUAGUAACAAAGGCAGUUCACCUGGAACUGGUAGCUGAUCAAACGUCGCAGGCAUUCCUAGCUUCCCUCAAACGGUUCACGUCCCGACGCGGAAGACCUACUCUCAUCAUGUGUGACAACGGCAGAAAUUUCAUCGGGGCCAAGCGAGAGUUGGCUGAGCUGCGGAAGCUUUUCAUCGACCAGCAGUUCCAGAGCUCCGUGGUCCGAGAAUCAGCGAACGACAACAUAGAGUUUCGUUUCAUCCCCGCCCGCUCCCCAAACUUCGGAGGAUUGUGGGAGAGCGCAGUGAAGUCCAUCAAAACACUGUUGAAACGAACCAUCGGGGCAAGAAUCCUGCAGUACGACGAGUUCCAGACUCUGCUCACGCAAAUUGAGGCAGUUCUAAACUCUCGCCCGCUUACUCCGGUUAGCAAUGACCCCAGUGACUACGAGGCUCUAACACCGGGUCAUUUCCUCAUCCAACGUCCGUUGGCAGCAAUUCCGGAGCCAAACCUUGAUGGCUUACCGGAAAACCGACUGUCUGCAUGGCAAACCGUGCAGCAUUUUGUGCAACUUUUAUGGAGGAAAUGGUCCACUCAAUAUUUGUCGAACCUGCAUAACCGCACAAAAUGGACCAAGAAGCGAGACAACGUGAAGGUCGGAACGAUGGUGGUGCUGAAAGACGAGAAUCAACCACCGUUGAGUUGGCUUCUGGGUCGGAUAACAGAGGUACACACCGGAGCAGACGGAAACAUUCGGGUAGUGACUGUCCGAACGAAGGAUGGCAGCUUCAAACGAGCAAUAUCGAAGGUCUGCAUCCUUCCAAUCAGCGACAAUUUCCAAUCGUCAGCAGGGGAGAACUAG